AGCCCAUCUGGAGUCAAGUAGCUCUUUUUGUCUCCAGAAGCCUUUCUCAGUAUAUCACACCCUCCUUCCUAGGAUGGAACUCUGAGUCAGGCAGGAUGCACAUAAGGGGCCCAGCCCACUCCUGUCCUGGGCCAAGGGAGAUGCCUCCCAGCCCCCAACAAGGGUCUUGCCCUGCCCUGCCCUGCCCUGCCCUGCCCUUCCCCUGGGCUCCUGGUGCCUCCAAGGUCAAGUUCUUGGCUUGGCAUUCAAUGCCCCGCCCUGUUUCCCACGUGACACCAGACUAGCCUUCUGACCAGCCUGAGUUCCCCACAAGUAGGGUCUCUCCCCAGUUGGGACCCCUUAGUUCUGUCUCGAAUAGUUCCCCAAAACUUUCUGGGGUAGAGUGUGGCUCAAGCCCCAGGACUGCCCCUUAUUACUUGGGUGAUCACGAUAAAGUUCUUCUUUUCCUCUCCCAGAGCAUCAGUUUCCCCACCUGUAAAAACAAGGGGGCUGGACACCAUAAUGAGGGUACAGCCCUCUCGAGCUUCAGAGGCAAUUGAACCGACACUGUCCCUUUAAUUCCCGACCUAGUUGUUGGGGGCGGGGUUGCACAUGCGCAUUGAGCUUCGGGACUUAUUUCUUACUCCCCGCCAUCACAUGUUCUUUCCUCAUCCCGGAGGGAUCAAGGCAUCCGUGGCCGAGCGUAAAGCGCAGGCGCACUUCUUCAUCGUGGGACCUAUGUCGUUCCGCGAGAAGCCGGGGCUCUUUCUGGCGCCCCGCCCUGACGACCAAUCAGCGAGCCUCACUCUCCAUACCCGCCAAUGGCAACGAGACGGAGGCGUGGUCAGGCAGCGGGGGCGCGGCCUGGCGCCGGGCUAAGCGGCGGGCCGAGCCGGGGACUCGAGUGAGCGGCGGGGCCGGCGGCGAGCUCUGGCGGGCGGGAAGGUGAAUCCCGGCCAUGUCGCGCUGGCUGUGGCCGUGGUCGAGCUGCAUGAAAAAGCGAGCCUGCCGCUACCUGCUGCAGCACUACCUGGGCCACUUCCUGCAGGAGCGGCUGAGCCUGGAGCAGCUCAGCCUGGACCUAUACCAGGGCAGCGGCGGGCUACGGGAUAUCCACCUGGACGUGUGGUCGGUGAAUGAGCUGCUGGAAUCCGUGGAAUCCCCCCUGGAACUGGUGGAUGGCUUCGUGGGCUCCAUCGAGGUGGCGGUGCCCUGGGCUGCCCUCCUCACUGACCACUGCACCAUGCAGGUGUCUGGCCUGCAGCUCACCCUGCGGCCACGGAGCGGGCAAGGGCCCGGGAUGGCCGAGUCUCAGAGCUGGACCUCCUGCAUGACCACCAGCCUGCAGCUAGCCCAGGAGUGCCUUCGGGAGGGGGCCCCCGAGCCCACCGAGCCCCCCCAGCCCCUGGAGGGCCUGGAGAUGUUCGCCCAGACCAUUGAGACCGUUCUUCGAAGAAUCAAAGUGACCUUCCUGGACACGAUCGUGCGGGUGGAGCACACGCCCGGCGGCGGCAGCGACAGCAACAUGGCCCUCGAGGUCCACAUUCAGAGGCUGGAGUACUGUGACGAGGCUGUGCGGGACCCGAGCCAGGCUCUGCCCGUGGACGUGCACCAGCCCCCCGCCUUCCUGCACAAGCUGCUCCAGCUGUCUGGCGUGAGACUUCACUAUGAGGAGUGUCCCCCCCGGAGGAGCCCCCCGGCCCCCCCCCUGCAGAUCGGCAGCUGCUCGGGGUACAUGGAGCUGACAGUAAAGCUGAAGCAGAACGAGGCCUUCCCUGGGCCCAGGAUGGAAGUGUCGGGGCAGGUGGGCUGCCUGCACUUGCUUCUGGCCCCCCAACAGCUCCUGCAGCUUCAGGACCUUUUCAGCGCCCUCAGCCUAGCAGAGACGGAGGGGCUGUCGGAGAAGGCCAACAAGAGCCGCCCCCUCGGGGCCGAGGACCUGAGGCUCAUCGAGCAGGACCUGAGCCAGCAGCUGCAGGGGGGCGCCCCGGCCCUGUCCUCCGACCCUCUGCUGGGCACGGACAGCACAGAUCUCUUCUUCUCCAUGGCCGCCCUGACCAGCAGCGUGACCUCCGCCCGCUCCGUCUCGGAGCUCUCCCUCUCCGACGUGGACCUGAACUCCUCGGUGCACAGCGAUGGCACCCCCCGGCGCCCCCACAUCCACCCUGCCCUCCACGGUCUUAGCCGCCUGCCUGGCAAGGCGGCAGCCCCCAUCCCCCCCGAGAGCCUCCGCCCAGAGUCCCUGCUGAAGGUGACCCUUGGUGGGAUGACGCUGACGGCCCUGCAGCAGCCCCCCGGGGCACCCCCUGGAUGCCCCCCCGACCUCGCCGCCCGGUUCUUCGCCGAGUUUGACGCUGCCAAAGAGGGACCCUUCGGGUCCCGGGACUUCCAGCACCUCCGGCCUCGCUUCCAGAAGGCCUGUCCCCGGAGCCACGUGAGGCUGACGGGCUCGGCCGUGCAGCUGAGCUGGGAGCAGCGUGGAGGGGCCGGGGGCAGGGGCCGGACGUUUAGCACCGACCUGCUCUUCGGCCAGCUGGAGGUGUUAGAGUGUCUGUGGCCCGAAGGGGCGGCCGAGCCCGAGUACACGGAGCUCCUGAGCUUCCCCAACGGCUCCGGCUUCGGGGCAUCAGCCCGACCCUGCGCCCACCUGCGGUACCUGCAGACGCAGCGCCGAGUCCCCAAGAGCCACCCCCGGCGGGCAGUCUCCUGCCGUUGUACCUCCGACUUGUCCCUGGAGCUGGCCGAAUUCCAGUCCGACGUGGAGCUGGGGGCCCUGGACAGGCUCGUGGCCCUGUUCCAUCUCGCCACCACCCCAGUGGACCGGGAGCAGGGCCUGCUGGGGGAGCCUCCUUGUGCUGUAGAACGGCAGACAGCUGUGCGGGUCGUGGCCCCCCAGGCCACGCUUCAGCUACGCUUCCCCAUCCCUGACCUGCGCCCGGAGCGCGAUCCCUGGGCAGGCCGGGCCGUGCGAGAGGAGCUUCUCCGGUUGGAGCUGAACGACCUCGAGUUCCAGUCUGAGCUGAGCCAUGGCCCUGGCCCGCAGGCCCCCACCCGUUUGGAGCUUACCUGCAGUGACCUCCAUGGGACUUACGAGGACAGGGAGAAGCCAGCUGUCCCCUGCCUUCGAGUCUCCAAAACCCUGGACCCCCGGGGCCCUGGCCUCAAGUACAUCCUACCCAAGGCAGUGGUGACCCUGAACCCCCAGUACAGCAGCUCCCAGUGGGACCUGGUGCUAGAGAAGGGAGAAGACCUGGAGCUGUCGUCGGCCGAGAGCCCUUGCGAGCUGCGGGAGCCUGAGCCUUCGCCCUUUUCCUCCAAGAGGACCAUGUAUGAGACAGAGGAGAUGGUGAUUCCUGGUGAUCCUGAGGAGAUGGGAGAAUUCCAGAGCCGGACCUUGGCCCUGUCCAGAUGCAGCCUGGAGUUGACCCUGCCCAGUGCCCACAUCUUCUUGCCUAGCAAGGAAGUCUACGAGAGCAUCUACAACAGAAUCAACAAUGACCUGCUCAUGUGGGAGCCUGGAGACCUGCUGCCAGACCUGGGCCCUGCCGCUUCUGUGGCUGCCCCCGGCUUCCCCGGGCCCUCCUCCUUCUGGCACGACAACUUCAAGAUGUGCAAGUCUGCCUUUAAACUGGACUCGGACUCUGACGACGAAGACGUGCACUUCUUCUCAGUGAAUGAGUCAGGGGUCCCACAGCCCGCUGCGCCAGAGCCCCGGAGUCCUCGGGCCCAGAGCACUUUCUCCACCCUGGUGACGGUGCUGAAGGGCCGCAUCACCAUCCUGUGUGAGACCAAGGGGGAGGGGGGGAAGAAAUUGGAGGACUGUCACGGGGAGCUGGUCCUCGAUGUGACUCAGGGCACCAUCUUCAGCGUCUCCCAGUACCUGGGCCAGCCCGGGCUCGGCUACCUGUGCCUCGAAUCUGAGAAGGUGGCCCUCUAUCAUCAAGCUGUGGUGGACGAUUACUUACUGCCUUCCCGGCUCGAGGUGCCCAGCUUCACCCCACCUGCCCACCUGGCACCAACCAUCUACCCCUCGGAGGAAGGGAUGACGGAUCGGGGCGCCGCAGGCCGCAAGGGCCAGGGCCAGGGGCCCCGCAUGCUGUCCACGGCGGUGCGCAUUCACCUGGACCCCCAGAAGAAUGUCAAGGAGUUCCUGGUGACUCUGCGGCUGCACGGAGCUACCCUGCGCCACCGCAUGGCCCAGCCCAGCCAAAGCUGGCACUGCCAGCUGCUGGACUUCUUGGACGUGUUGGAUGACCCCAUCCUCGGCUUCCUGCCGCCCACAGUCAUCACAGUCCUCCACACACACUUGUUCUCCUGCGCCGUGGACUACAGGCCUCUCCACCUCCCCGCGAGGGUCCUCAUCACUGCAGAGACCUUCACGCUCUCCAGUAACAUCAUCAUGGACACCUCCACCUUCCUGCUCAGGUUCAUCCUCGAUGACUCUGCCGUCUACCUGUCUGACAAGUGUGGAGUCGAGCCCCUCGAUCUGCGAAAGGAUUACGUCUGCGUCCUGGACGUGGAUCUGCUCGAGCUGGUGAUCCGGACCUGGAAAGGCAGCACUGAGGGCAAACUGAGCCAGCCCCUCUUCGAGCUGCGCUGCUCCAACAACGUGGUCCACCUGCACAGCUGCGCUGAUUCCUGCGCCCUGCUGGCCAACCUGCUCCAGUAUGUGGUCAACUCAGGGGACCUGCACCCCCCGCCCCGGCCCCCCAGCCCCACCGAGAUCGCCAGCCAGAAGGUGCAGCUCUCCGAGAGCCCGGCCUCGCUGCCCUCCUGCCCCCCGGCCGAGACCGCCCUCAUCAACCAGCGGGACCUGACCGACGCGCUCAUCGACACGGAGCGGAGCCUGCGGGAGCUGGCCCUGCCACCAGGCGGCGGGCCCCUCCGGCAGGCCUCUCCCGUGUCCGUUUACCUGUUCCCAGGGGAGCGUGGGGGAGGCCAGCCCCCACCGCCCCCCAGGGGUCCCUGUGAAAGCAGCCCCGGCUCCAAGGAGGAGGAGGCGGAGGAGGAGGAAGAAGAGGAGGAGGGGGACGCGGACGCUCUGGACAGCGACGAGUUCUGCAUCCUCGAUGCCCCCGGCCUCGGCAUUCCGCCCCGGGACGGCGAGCCGGUGGUGACGAAGCUGCAGACGGGGCCCAUCACAGUCCGGGACGGCCACUUCUCGCGGCCUCUAGGCAGCACGGACCUGCUGCGAGCCCCGGCCCACUUCCCCGUGCCCACCAGCCGCCUGGUGCUGCGGGAGGUCUCCCUCGUCUGGCACCUCUAUGGCGGCCGCGAUUUGGGGCCUCACCACAGCCACAGGACAAAAUCCAGCCUCUCCGGCCCCCGCGGCUCCCCGUCGCGCUGCUCCGGCCCCAAUCGGCCCCAGAACUCAUGGCGUACCCAGGGGGGCAGCGGCCGCCAGCACCACGUGCUCAUGGAGAUCCAACUCAGCAAGGUGAGCUUCCAGCACGAGACGUACCCGACAGAGAGAGCGGCGGCCCCUGGGGCCGAGCUGGCCGAGCAGCCCUUGUCCCGCCAGGUGUUCAUCGUGCAGGAGCUCGAGAUCCGCGACCGCCUCGCCUCCUCCCAGAUCAACAAGUUCCUCUACCUGUACACGAGCGAGAAGAUGCCGCGGCGCGCCCACUCCAACAUGCUGACCAUUAAGGCCCUCCAUGUGGCCCCAGAGGCGGGCCUGGGGGGCCCCGAGUGCUGUCUCCGCGUCUCCCUCAUGCCACUGAGGCUCAACAUCGACCAGGACGCCCUGUUCUUCCUGAAGGAUUUCUUCACGAGUCUGGCUGCGGGCAUCACGCCGGUGAUUCCCAUGGAGACGGGGGCGGAAGCUCGCCCAGAGCCCGCUGCCCGGAGUGGCGCCUCCCAGGAGAAGCUGCCGGAGCAGGCGGAGAUGAGCAGUUCUGUGGAGACGACGACCAGCGAGCAGAGCUCCUCGUCUACAUCUGUGGCGUCGGCCGAGCAGCCCAUCUACUUCAGGGAGUUCCGCUUCACCUCCGAGGUGCCCAUUUGGCUGGACUACCACGGCAAGCACGUCACCAUGGACCAGGUGGGCACCUUCGCUGGGAUCCUCAUCGGCCUGGCCCAGCUCAACUGCUCAGAGCUCAAGCUCAAGCGUCUCUGCUGCCGGCAUGGGCUCCUGGGCGUGGACAAGGUGCUGGGCUACGCACUCAACGAAUGGCUGCAGGACAUCCGGAAGAACCAGCUGCCGGGGCUCCUGGGAGGCGUGGGCCCCAUGCACUCGGUGGUCCAGCUCUUUCACGGCCUUCGAGACCUGCUGUGGCUUCCUAUCGAGCAGUACCGGAGGGAUGGGCGCCUCAUGCGGGGGCUGCAGCGGGGGGCUGCCUCCUUCGGGUCUUCUACGGCCUCCGCCGCGCUGGAACUCAGUAACCGCCUCGUGCAGGCCAUCCAGGCCACUGCCGAGACUGUGUACGACAUCCUGUCCCCGGCGGCCCCCGUGUCGCGCUCCCUGCAGGACAAGCGCUCGGCCCGCAGGCUCCGCCGCGGCCAACAGCCAGCCGACCUCCGGGAAGGUGUAGCCAAGGCCUACGACACUGUGCGCGAGGGCAUCCUGGACACGGCUCAGACCAUCUGCGACGUGGCGUCCCGCGGGCACGAGCAGAAGGGGCUGACGGGGGCCGUCGGGGGGGUGAUCCGCCAGCUGCCCCCCACGGUGGUGAAGCCGCUCAUCCUGGCCACGGAGGCCACGUCCAACCUGCUGGGGGGGAUGCGGAACCAGAUCCUGCCUGACGCCCACAAGGACCACGCGCUCAAGUGGCGCUCGGAGGAGGCCCAGGACUGAGGGCUGGAGGCGGUCAGGCCCCGCCGGGCCUCGGAGGACGCUCGCGCCCCUCGGCUCUCUGGCCAUCGGGGUCCUCGGCUGCGGGGCUCGCGGCGGGGCGGGCAUGGGCCCCCCUCGAAACCGAGUCUCCUCGAGGCCCCCCGCCAAUCCCUGGCCCAUCCUCGGGGCCCGGCCGGGGGGCACAGAUGGGGUUCGGGGUCCGUCCUGCGUUCAAGCGCCCCCCCCCGCUCCCCCGCUGCUGCUGCUGCUGCCACCUGGCCCGGGACUUCUGGGGCAGCGCUCCUCCGGCCAAGCGUGUCUCUGUGUUACAAGGGGGGACCGGGGCCGGGGACACACGUGUGAUUCCUGUACCCCUUCGGAGCCCCCCGGGCUGGGGGCCGCGGCUUCUGCAUGAUGUGGAAUAAAUUGUGCCCGUAGCCGCCA
Messenger RNA from Monodelphis domestica (gray short-tailed opossum), 7195 nucleotides. The record is from RefSeq and is a predicted model, not a curated record. NCBI's taxonomy places the organism in Eukaryota, Metazoa, Chordata, Mammalia, Didelphimorphia, Didelphidae.